Molecule: messenger RNA, 4899 nt
Organism: Ictalurus furcatus (blue catfish)
Lineage: Eukaryota; Metazoa; Chordata; Actinopteri; Siluriformes; Ictaluridae
Product: neuronal tyrosine-phosphorylated phosphoinositide-3-kinase adapter 1
Exons: 7
Coding region: 635-3607 (990 amino acids)
Biological process (GO): phosphatidylinositol 3-kinase/protein kinase B signal transduction; neuron projection morphogenesis
Source: RefSeq, a predicted model, not a curated record
GUAAGUCUGGAUAUUUUCAAAUAAACAUGAGUCGGAUUUAUGAAAAUUUGGUUGAUUAACGUUUAAUGAUGUUUCCAAAUGUUUUAAGUAAUGCUUAAAACCACUCAUAAGCAACAUUUACGAUUCCGGUGCUGCGUGUGUGCGCGCGCGCGCGUGUGUGUGUUUGAGUGCGCGCCUGACGAGAAAAUAAAAAUAGACUGUCUGACAUCGCGGGGUGUCUAGACAUGUCUUCCAAGUGUGUGUGUGUGUGUGUGUGUGUGUGUGUGUGUGUGAUCAGAAAAUAUAGAUAGUCCGUUUGAUAACAGGGGGUGUCCAGACACGUUUAGUGUGUGUGUGUGUGUGUGUGUGUGCGUGCGCGCGUGCGCGCUUGCGCGUCAUCAGGGGUUGGGGUUUCGGCGCGCGCGCGCUUUCUCCCGACGCCUCGCGCUGCUGACCGGCUGAUCGCGGAGGAAACCUGUCACAUCGGCGUGACGAGUCAGUCAGCGGACGGACGGAGAACCGGCGAGAAUGGACGAGACGAGGGCGGGCUCGUGCACGAGGUAACUGAGGUGGGGCAAGUGGCACGUAACACUCCACCCCGCCUCCCCCUCAUCACCCCCACCCCCUCCAGUGCCUAUCAUUGGUCUUCUAUACCAUGAACUCUGGCUCUGCCCAGGAUGUGGCGGUGGAGCAUUUCCUGCGUGACAUAGAAAGGCGGGGCCAGCGGUUGCACUGCGCUGUGAUUGGCUGUGAGGAGGCGCCUCUCCGUGGCGACAUGAACCUGCUGUACCGCAAGAGUCGACUGGACUGGAGACACCGCGAUCAGGAGGGCAAGAAGAGCUGUAAAGAUGCCUCCUCGGCGACGGUAGGGAAGGUGCGUGACCUGGCAUCGUUCCGCCGGCAUUUCCGCAUGGGCUUCAUGACAAUGCCCGCUUCUCAGGACCUCUCGCCGCAUUCCUGCGCUGCCGCCAUGGCGCCACGCUCUCAGUCAUGCCAUGCCGUGGGCACCGGCGAGGGAGAGGGCCUCGAAAAUGGCGACGACCCCGACUCAGACGCUCAGAUGCCCUCUCUGACCGGACGAUGCCCCCCGGCUAAGCCCAAACGUCACCCGAGUACCCGCCUCAGCUCUACGCCGCAGCAGGAGCACCCGGUCCGUGGUGGGCACGCACCACCUGACGCCCCUCCUCCUCCGCCACCCCAGCACCCACCCAAACACCCUGAGAAGAAGAAUGCAAUGAAGAAAUCAGACUCCGGUGACUUACUGGGCAGGAAGGUGCCUCCCCAGAAGCCCAAACGGAGCCCGAGCACCCAACUGUCCUUUGAUGCUCCACCCCCUCGGCUUCCGCCCCCAGCUACACCUCUGCCAUUCCAGAGUGCUGAAAGCACCGGUGACGAUGAGCCGGUAUACAUUGAGAUGGUGGGCCAAGUGUUCACCCGAGAGACGCCCGGUGUGCCAACACCCUCAGCCACAACACCUGACUCCGACUCAGAUCCAGGCGAGGAGGCUAUCUAUGAGGAGAUGAAGUACCCAGUGGCUGAUGAUGCACACCAGCGACGCCUCCCACCCAAACACGAGCGUGCCAAGUCGUCAAAAUCCUACACGUCCUCCUCUGUCUCUUCUUCCUCCACAUCUUCUUCUCUCCCUCGGCCCUCGUCCUCCUCGCCCUCCUGCCCUUUGCCAUCUUCUAAGCAUAAAUCUGCCGUCUCCAUCUCUCACUCUUCGCCCUUACCUUCAUCUUCCUGCUCUGCCUCUUCCACACCUGUACCUCAGCCUCUCUCAUCCUCACCACACCCUCCUCGAGCCCCUACCCCCUUCCUCUUACCAGGCACCAAAUCAGAGUCAGAGAUUGGCUCCAGUAAGAUCCCAGCACCUUUCCCCAACUUGCUUCAGCACAAGCCACCUCUGUUGGCUUUCCCGCCCCCAAAGAGUGGCUCUGCCAAGCUGGGUUCCUCCAGCAGCCCAUCACCAGCCAGCCUGCCACCCACCAUUGGCACGUCUGCUUCAAAGGAAGCAACAGGUGGAGACAAGGAAAAGGAGAGGAAGGAAGGACCAGCGCCAGGCCUUCGAGCCCGGAGCCACUCGACACCUUUGCCUCCAUCCUCAAAAUCUUCCUCACCAUACUCACACCACCAUCACCAUCACCACCCACACCACCGGCCCUCACACUACCACCACUAUCGCAAACCUGAGAAAGAGUCAAGUAAGGCCUCACAGGGUACCUCGCAGUCCUCGACGCAAACUCAGACACAGGCCAAAGAGGGCAAGUCAGUAAGUUUUCUGCUGAAGUCAGACAAAGCUGAGAGGGAAAGGGAGCGAGAGAGAGAGAGAGACCGGGACCGAGAGAGGGAUCGAGACAGAGAGAGGGAUCGAGACAGAGAGAGAGACACGCCAGUCACACAGUCAUCCAGCCAGGUUGACAUGGCUGCCUCUACUGCUGCCACCACAACCACUAGCCUUCCUCCAGCGUCACUGUCUUCAUCCACGUCAUCAGGGACGCCGUCCACAUCCUCAGCGUCACAGAGGCCUCCAUCUCGCUCAUUUCACCGAUCACACACUCCUCACACACAUCUCCCUGCCUAUAAGCCCCCGCCUGCAGACAGCCCCCUGCUCUGGACAUACCCAUCCGCAGGAUUCCGUCGGCCUCCAGCCUAUGACAGCCUGCGUGCUGGCACACCAAUGCCCUCCCUGCAGCCAGAGAGUAGUACCAAGGCAGGGAGCACCCACGUCUCACAUGCCAAGGCUGGGUUCUUGCCCUGGGAUGCCAGCGGGUGUGGUCUCGGCUUCACUGAUGAUCAGGCGUAUUGGCCCAUGCACAGGAAGCUGUCCUUCAGCCAUGGCAGCAGAGAGACAGAGAAAGAAGAAGGCCAUGUGUGGAAUGGCAGUACUGAUGCUCUGUUAAGAAGAGACCGAGAGGACGCUGGGAGUAGUGGCCGGGCUGGAGGAGUUUCUGGGAUCCCUGUGCGGGCAUCGGGAAGAGUAGGGCACAGUGAGAGUCUAGCGGGGGCGGAUGGGCCGCCAGGCUUCAGGGUAAUGCCUCGCACAGGACUGCCCCUGCCAUGCCAGACCUUCCCUGCCUGCCGCAAUGGAGAGCUUGGCCGGCUCGGAAGGUCAUCCUCCACAUCUGGAGUGAGGCAGGCAGGAGGGGAUGUUCAGAGACAGAGUAGCCUACCGGCUAGAGAAGCUCUCAAUCAGUUGCACGCUCUCUCUCAGGCGCCCUGCAGCCCCUCUCUGGCUCGUGCUCAGGCUCAGACCUUGACUCAGGCUCAGGCUCAGUUCCACCUGCAGCAGCUUCAGCAGCACCACCUACAGUUGCAGUUCCAGCACCUGGCCCAGCUGGCAGUGCAGGCUCAGGCCAUGCCAGGCACAGGCAGCGCCACCGCCGGCACACCAGGCAGCACAGGCACAGCGGGCAUGGCCACCCAGCGCGACGGCAAGCUGCUGGAGGUGAUCGAGAGGAAGCGGUGCCUGUGCAAGGAGAUCAAAGCCCACCGGCGGCCAGAUAAGAGCCUGUGCAAACAGGACAGCAUGCCCAUCCUGCCCAGCUGGAGGAAAACGCCCGAGCCGCGUAAGACGGGCACGCCACCCUGCCAGAGACCGCAGGCCGUAGUGUGGGACACGGCUAUCUGACAAAGAGAGAGUUGGAGAGACUGAGAUACACUGAUGCGCCACUUUAUUAGGUACACCUAACUUGUGUCUACGUUCACUUCCCAUUUUAUCAAGUAAACCUACCAUGUAGGGGUGUAACGCAACGCGGCUACGUGUAUCUCUAAAUGUUUAGCGCUCCAAAUAUCUGUAUUCAGAUUUAAACUCAAAGCCGGCAUGGCUUUUUCCAAUUCUUUUUUCUUCUUUUUUUUUUUUUUUAGAUUAAAUAUAAAUAUUCAAUGUCAAUUCAAAGACAUGCACCUGCUAAGGAGAUAAUCCUGCAUGCGCGCUUCUUAUUUUUGCUCCCACCUCGCCGUGAUAUUUUCGAACAAACCGAAUUCAAGCCUAAUUCGAACCACUGCGGAUCUCGAUCUUGCAGCACCGGGUCACGAACGAGAACGCCGUGAAAUACCUUCAUCUUUUUUUUGCAUCCAUUUAGAACCCACCGCCUGUGCGUACUGAACGUUCGCGUUCGUGACUUUGUAAGAUAUACAGUUACUGACUGUAGCCCAUUUGUUGCUAUGCACCAAAACCCAACAACACUGCUGUGCCUAAUACACUUAACACGCCGCAUCACACACACAUCACCGCUGUCCUGAGAAGAUCCGCCACCCGAAUAAACAUCUUCUCGUUGGAUGUCCUAUGGACAGGACAGAGGGAGGCUGACACACUGAGCCAGAGAUCUGCUACAGUUAGUAACUUUAUUCCUACAAAAUGCCCCUAUAUGGUAUGUGCACAUGAUGAAAUGGCAAGUAAGUGUAAAUACAAGAUAGGUGUGCCUAAUAAAUUGGCAAAUGAGUGUACGUGUAAUAUCUGCAAGAGAGAAAGUCGGGACUGUUAAUAAGAUCGGACAGGCGAGGAACCUGCGAGUGUGGAAAAAAGACGGGUGUAUUAUAAAGAUGUAGAGUUCGUAUUGUAUACUUCGGGGGUUGGGGGGGCGGGGUUUCAUUUUGUUUUUUUGUUUUUUUUGGAGGGGGGGUGGUGGGGUGGGAGAGGGGGUUAUAAUAUCACAGCAUUUUAUGUGCCAUAUAAAGACAGUAUAUACAUAAACACACGAGAGAGACACAUUUCAGUCGGGACUCUCUUUUACCUACCAUGCCUCAUCGCGACUACUAAGAGAACUACACUGAGUUUACAACCUUUUAAAAAAAACACAACAAAAAAACAAACAAACAAACAAAAAAUAUAUAUAUAUAUAUAAACGUACCGGACUUCUUACACAAACGUUUGGAGCUCUCUAUACUAUGUUCUUGAACGGAUGGAGAAUUUCUCCAGAC